Molecule: messenger RNA, 1725 nt
Organism: Neoarthrinium moseri
Lineage: Eukaryota; Fungi; Ascomycota; Sordariomycetes; Amphisphaeriales; Apiosporaceae
Exons: 4
Coding region: 1-1725 (574 amino acids)
Biological process (GO): protein ubiquitination
Cellular component (GO): cytoplasm
Molecular function (GO): ubiquitin protein ligase activity
Source: RefSeq, a predicted model, not a curated record
AUGGAUCCUUCCGCUAUGGACUUCUCGCCGCCCUCUAAUCGAGGUGGACUGACUCCUAUGUCGUUGGACCACCAACAUUCGUCACCCUGCCCAGCGUUGCGAGCGGCUGCAGCCGAGCAGCAUCAGCUCCCUGGCGUCUAUUCACACCCACGCGGUAGUCAUGGGUACCGAUAUGACCCAGUGCACAACGGUGCGGCCGGUGGAAGCUGGUGGCAUCAACCUCCUCCAGACGUUUGGUCGCACCCGCCGGUCCCUCCUCACCUUGCGCGCUCCGUUCCGCACAUGUAUGCGCCGCCAUUUCCAGGCCCGCCAGGUCUUAUGUCUCCCAUGGGCGUUCCGCAUGGAGGUGCACCCCAAUACUUGCCGUUUGGCCUGGUGGACAAUUACGGCUCCCAUGGCCAUCCGCACCCUCAAGGGCACCCGUCGCCACCAUACAACCCCCGGCCGACAAUCCCGAGCCUUGACAGGAUCGGAGGUACAGCUCCAACGCAGCACAGCCAGAGCGGGUUCGGAACUCCAAGGGAGUCAUCAGUAACGAUGCCGCCCAUGCCUCAGAGCGCUGCAGAUUCAGCAUCGGAUGGGAACCGGCUAUUUGGAGGAAAUGGGCGAAACAGGAGACCGACUAUGCCAAUGCCAAGUUCCGAACCUUCCAGCGACGAGGACUCGGAUCCCAGCGACCUUGAGACGUCAACGUUGAGGAUGCUGGAGUCUAUAUCCGCCGGUGGCCCAGCAUUUUCGGGGCCGGAUGGAGGUCUGCGUGCUGCUCAGCUUCUCCGAGGCACCGCAGCCGGGAAGCGAGUAGCUUCGAAGACAGCUAUCGCUUCAUUGGAGAGUGUGAAACUCUCCGAUCUCCCCGAGAGCGAGAGGACUUGCAUUAUAUGCUAUAACGAUUUCGGCACGCAGACGCCAGAGGGCAUCAACGAGGCUCCUCUUCGACUCCCGAAAUGCAAGCAUGUCUUUGGCGACCAUUGUAUCAAGAAGUGGUUUGAGGAGUCCGACAGCUGUCCCUACUGUCGGGAUAAAGUACCAUCGGAGGCUCAGUUUCGGCAUACGCAUCCGCAAGCUAUCUUCCAGUAUAUGCGACAACAUCAAAUACAUACCCACCGUCACCAAAGGGAAGCAGGCUCCCGGGAUCGCGCCGGUGAGAAUGGCGGUAGCCCACCUUUUCCGAUGAUCACCGACUUCCACGACUUCGGGAAUCGCAGAGCCGACCUUCAGGUUCUUCGCAACUCUGCUUGGCAAUACGCUGAGCGCCGAUCACCUCCCAACGAGUUCGGUGAGGGCCGCAGAAGGACGCGGGCUCGCCAUGGUAGCCUACGUGGCUCUCCACCUUCACUUCGGCCGAAUCAGCAUAUCACCUCAACAACUACAGGCCACUCAUCGAGUCCGUUCCCUCCCGGCGGUAGGCCAUAUCCCUUUAAUCAUGCGCAUCGUCAUUCUGUAGCUUUCGCCUCGCCAGCUCCCCCACGACUAUCAGAUGCGCCGACAUUCGAGCCCAACAUAUCGGCACCGUACAUGGGCUCCCUCCCUGGAAUGCAGAACGAGACGGCAAUGCCACAGCACUACCCCAACCCCUUAGCGUCCAACGAUGCGGAUGCUUUCCGUCCUGGUUGGCACCCAGUGCGCACACAGCCAUAUACGUCGACUACUAUCAGCGGUCCAGAGGUCAACAUGGCCGAUGCGGAAGGUUCCCCAAGGGUCCCAUCUUCUCACCAGCGGCCAUAG